AGGCUAGUUUUUAUAAGAAAAAACAGGGCAAAUACAAAACUUAUGCCACGUUUGUGUAAAACAACUCACUGACACACACAUAUAAAUCACGAACACACAAGAACUGAAGAACCAUAUCUCAAACAGGCUCGAUCGCAAAAAUGAACGAUGUUGAUGUCUCAAAGCAGAUCGAACAGAUGGUUCGAUUCAUCAAACAAGAAGCUCAGGAGAAAGCCAAUGAGAUCUCUGUCUCCGCCGAAGAAGAAUUUAACAUUGAGAAGUUACAAAUAGUUGAAGCGGAGAAGAAGAAGAUUAGGCAAGAGUUUGAGCGUAAGCAUAAGCAAGUUGAAGUUCGUAAAAAAAUUGAGUAUUCUAUGCAGCUCAAUGCUUCUCGGAUCAAAGUGCUUCAAGCUCAAGAUGACUUGGUUGCCUCCAUGAAGGAUGCAGCAUCAAAGGAGCUUUUGAAUGUUGGCCAUCAUUCAUUUUUUCACCACCAUAACUAUGAUAGACUAAUGAAAGCUCUUGUGGUUCAGAGUUUACUCAGACUAAAAGAACCUGCUGUGUUAUUGCGUUGUCGGGAAGAGGAUAUUGCGGUUGUGGAGGAUGUUUUGAGUUCAGCAGUGGAGGAAUAUGCAAGGAAAACAAAUGUUCAUGAACCUGAGGUGAUUAUUGAUAUGGUCCAUCUCCCACCACCUCCCUCUAGUCAUCAUGCUCAUGGUCCCUCUUGCUCUGGAGGUAUAGUGAUGGCUUCCCGAGAUGGAAAAAUAGUGAUCGAGAAUACCCUUGAUGCUAGAUUGGAUGUUGUGUUUCGCAAAAAACUACCCGAGAUUCGCAGGAGGCUCUUUGGCCAAGUAGCUGCCUGAUGGAGCAAAAGGGUGGGUGUCUAUGGCUUCAAUGUUGAGACUGGUUUUUCAGUCCUUCGAUGUGUCUUUAACUUUACGCUUGUAAUUUAUUUUUAUUCUUGCAUCUGAAUGCCCUUGUGGUCGCUGUUACACGACGGAGGCACAACAGAAGACAUAUUUGGCCUAAUAAUUAAGCCCUCAGGUGAAGGUGCAUUGGUUAUA
This is a messenger RNA of Daucus carota subsp. sativus, 1043 nucleotides long. Its product is annotated as V-type proton ATPase subunit E. Gene Ontology annotation, cellular component: proton-transporting two-sector ATPase complex, catalytic domain. Bases 141 to 842 code for a protein of 233 amino acids. The record is from RefSeq and is a predicted model, not a curated record. NCBI's taxonomy places the organism in Eukaryota, Viridiplantae, Streptophyta, Magnoliopsida, Apiales, Apiaceae. Gene Ontology annotation, biological process: proton transmembrane transport. The transcript is spliced from 6 exons. Gene Ontology annotation, molecular function: proton-transporting ATPase activity, rotational mechanism.